ACGGGGGCCUCGAGGAGAUGGUGGAGGAGCUCAACAGCGGGAAGGUGAUGUACGCCUUCUGCAGGGUGAAGGAUCCCAACUCCGGCCUGCCCAAAUACGUCCUCAUCAACUGGACUGGCGAAGGUGUGAAUGACGUGAGAAAAGGAGCCUGCGCCAACCACGUCAGCACCGUCGCAAACUUCCUAAAGGGGGCUCACGUCACCAUCAACGCUCGUGCGGAGGAGGACGUGGAGCCUGAACUCAUCAUGGAGAAGGUUGCCAAGGCCUCCGGGGCCAACUACAACUUCCACAAGGAGAGCAGCAAGUUCCAGGACUCGGGCCCUCAAGCUCCCGUGGGCUCGGUCUACCAGAAGACGAAUGCAAUGUCCGAAAUCAAGAGAGUCAAUAAAGAUAAUUUCUGGGCCAAAGCUGAGAAAGAUGAAGAAAACCGACGGCUGGAGGAGAAGAGGAGAGCGGAGGAGGAACGGCAACGGCUAGAGAGAGAACGUCGGGAGCGGGAGCUGCAGGAAGCGGCGGGGCGAGAACAGAGAUAUAAA
This is a messenger RNA of Balearica regulorum gibbericeps (East African grey crowned-crane), 536 nucleotides long. NCBI's taxonomy places the organism in Eukaryota, Metazoa, Chordata, Aves, Gruiformes, Gruidae. The record is from RefSeq and is a predicted model, not a curated record.